Messenger RNA from Setaria italica (foxtail millet), 1458 nucleotides. RefSeq lists its product as uncharacterized. The coding region runs from base 157 to 1458 and encodes 433 amino acids. The transcript is spliced from 7 exons. NCBI's taxonomy places the organism in Eukaryota, Viridiplantae, Streptophyta, Magnoliopsida, Poales, Poaceae. The record is from RefSeq and is a predicted model, not a curated record.
GCCACCGCUCACGGUAAUGGCGGUCUCGUCCACCUCUCCCGCCCCAACAAUUCUCCCAGAACCCUAGCGCUGCCGCCGCCGCCAUCUCAUCCCAGCGAAACCCUACCCGCUACCUUCUGUGCUGCUUGCUUGCUCCGGCCAGGUCGUUCCGCUGCGAUGGAGGAAGGCGGAUUUGAUUAUUGGAAUUGGAGUGUCCCGCUGGCGACACCGCGCGGUCCGGAGGCGGCGGACGGAUCGUCCCUGCCGCCGCCGCUGAGCAGCGACGGCUGGGCGAGGAGCAACAGCCCGCGCCAGGUGGCCUCCCCGCCCCUGAUCAUCACCGCCGACAGAAGCUGGUCGUUGGACGACAUUGAAGACCUAUCGAUGCUUGGCGACGACAUCUUGCCCGCGGGGACCAAUGGAUCGUUGGCGCUCGAAGCUGCGGACUGGAGCUUGUUCGGCCCCCAGUCGAUUCACGGCGAUGACGGCCUCUCCGACCAGGCUGGCGGCGCGGGCGAGGAAUCGCAGGACCCGCUGCUGGAGUUCGACUCCCUCGACUCGUUGUUGGACUUGGACGGCAGCUCGUCGGGAUCGGGAGCGAACCAAGCAUCCGUCGACUCCCAGCUCCAAGCGGCGGGCGCUGACCACCCCUGGGGAAUGGACUCUUGGCUGCCGAUGGCCCCGCCCGCCGUCUCCAACACCUUGUUGCUGGAGCAGACUCAGGUCGGAGCUGGCGACUCGCCGCCGGCUGCCCCGGCCACCGGCCCAAACCAAGCGGGGAUCGACGAGAUGUCUGCGGUGUUGCCCGAGGACGAGACGGCGGACGUGACGAUGACGUUGGCCGAUAUGAUCCGGAUAGCGGAAGAGUGCGGCAAGGACGAAGCCGCGAGCAGAAUGUGGUCCGAGGAGGAGCACAAAGACUUGCUCUAUGGCCUUCGUCGGUAUGCCAAGCAUAACCGUGUCCAUAGCUGUUUCAACAUAUCAACUUAUCUGAACAAGAAGACUGCACUGGAUGUUGCCCUGCGAUGCAGGUGGUUGCAGGACAAGGAGAAAACUGCUAAGCAAGCAGAGUUGGUACAGAAAGAUUCUGCUGGGAUUGUAAAGGUUAAUAAGGGGCAGGGAACAAAGGGCGCUAAAAAAAGUAAAAACAUGUAUCCCCUUUCCAAAGAGGCUCUAGAUUCCAAGAGUAAUAGAGAGCUUCUCCGGGAUAGUUAUAUUUUUAUGCAACAAAUAGAAGAGAACAUAAAGACAGGAAAGUUUGGCGAGGAGACUGCAGACUACUUCUACUUCGUGAGAACUAACAUGGAUGCUAUAGGAAAGAGAGAGAACGAAUUUUGUAGGAUCAGCAUGCCCCUGCCUCCGAUAGAUGAGCAAGGCCUAGAGGAAAUCCUACAGCAGUCUGGUCACAGUUCAUCGGUAACUCCUGACAUUUGUUGCCUCUGUUACUGGUCUAAUGCCGUGGCUUUUUUGCUGUCCUAA